ACUGUGUUCAUGAAGCCGCAGCGCUCAGCCGAACAGACUGCUGCACUCAGACAUGGCGCUGCACUGUGGGAAAACAUGCCGACAGUAUUUACUGCAUUUAGCUCAUGACAGCGUGGACUUCAGAUUACCGGAAUUAAAAGCCUUGCUGGCACUUAGGGGUCGACAGUGUGAUCCAUCAGAGGCCUUCAGAGAAAAGUCUCCAUUUUGGCGGCUGUGUGGCCUUUUGGAGGAAGAUGUGCGGAGUGUCAUGUCAAGAACAGUUUGUGGCAAGUCUGCAUUUGAGCUCUGGGGUCAUGGGAGAACGGCUGCGGAGCUGAAGUCAUCACUGUUGGAGUAUCCCAUAGAAAAGAUGACUCCUUUUCUACAAGAAGAAUCAACAUACAAGAUUAAUGUCUACACUUUCAAUAAGACAUUGCUGUUCAAGGACAGAAUAGAGAAGAUAGACGCUUUGGGUUUCCUGCCUUUUAAGGGGAAAGUAAGUCUGAAGGAUCCCGAUCACAUUUUUUGUUUAUUAGAAGACUAUGGACUAGAUCCUAAUGACAUCCCAGAGGAGCCAUUCCAUAUAUAUUUUGGGAGAUGGGUUGCAGACGGGCAAAGGGAACUGAUACGCUCUCACAGUGUGAAGAAGAGGCACUUCAUUGGGAACACCAGUAUGGAUGCAGGUCUUUCUUUCAUAAUGGCCAACCAUGCCAAAGUAAAGGCUCAUGAUCUGGUCUAUGAUCCUUUUGUUGGAACAGGUAGUCUUCUGGUUGCAUGCUCUCACUUUGGAGCUUACGUGUGUGGGACAGACAUUGAUUACAACACUAUCCAUGGAGUAGGAAAGGCAAGCAGGAAGAAUCAGAAGUGGCGGGGUCCGGAUGAGAAUAUCAGAGCAAACCUGCGUCAGUAUGGGACAGAGAGCUUCUAUGUUGAUGUCAUGGUGUCUGAUGCCUCGAAGCCUGUUUGGAGGAAAGGAGCACUGUUCGAUGCCAUAAUCACAGACCCUCCUUAUGGCAUUCGUGAAUCAACUAGGAGAACAGGUUCUCACAAAGAGAUCGUGAGUCCUCCUGAAGACUUUUCUGGUGAGAGUCAUGUCCCUGUUUCCAUGGCGUAUCAUCUAAGUGACAUCUUUGCUGACCUGUUAAAUUUUGCAGCGCAUCACUUGGUCAUGGGUGGACGGCUGGUUUACUGGCUUCCUAUUUAUAGACCAGAGUACUGUGAAGAGAUGGUGCCAUUACACCCUUGCCUCUCUGUCAUCAGCAACUGUGAACAGACUCUGUCCAGCCACACAUCCCGAAGGCUCAUCACAAUGGAGAAGAUCAAGGAGCCUGAGAAAUCAGAUGUGCUAGCACAUUUAGCAGAUUCCCGCUUCAGCCCAUACCAGGGCCAUAACUCCUUCAGAGAGAAGUACUUCAGUGGCAUCACCAAAAAGAACGGGAAAGGCAGUGAAAGAACCGCCACAACCGAGAGUGACGGAUUUUAGAAGAAAUAAAGAUUUUUAAUCAGGUGAUUUGUAUUAAAUACUGCUUUAGUGUGCUGCUGUACUCUGUAAACUCUGUAAUUAAAGUUUUGCUGUUUUUUUUUUAAAAAAAACAAACAUUGCUACAAAAUAUGAUUUCAAUAAAAAAAUAUACAUA
This is a messenger RNA of Pygocentrus nattereri (red-bellied piranha), 1616 nucleotides long. It is a transcript of the gene trmt11, whose product is annotated as tRNA methyltransferase 11 homolog. The record is from RefSeq and is a predicted model, not a curated record. Lineage: Eukaryota; Metazoa; Chordata; Actinopteri; Characiformes; Serrasalmidae. The transcript has 13 exons. Bases 53 to 1462 code for a protein of 469 amino acids. Gene Ontology annotation, cellular component: cytoplasm. Gene Ontology annotation, molecular function: nucleic acid binding. Gene Ontology annotation, biological process: methylation.